AACGUCAUGUGGUAUAGGUUAAGUGAUUUUUUUCGUUAUUUAUUUAUUAAAUUUUAACAACUAUGUGGUCUUUCUUUGUAAGAGAUUCCUCCAAAGAUUUUCCUUAUGAAAUUGUUGAUCAAACAUAUAAUUUAGAAAAUAGAAGUAUAUGGAAAUUACACAAAGCAAAGAAAAAAGGUUCAAAUGAUGACGUCUCUGUGUUUAUAUUUGAUAUUAAAAACAAUACCGAAUACAAUUUGGAAAUAGCAAAAGCGACAAUUAAACGGUUAAAGACCCUCAGACAUCCUAGUAUACUGCAAUAUAUAGAUAGUUUGGAAACUGAGAAGAACUUAUAUCUUGCUACUGAGUUUGUUGAACCUUUUGCUAUGCACAUCGCUGGUUUACAAAUUGAAAAACGUCAACAAGAUAUGUACAAAGCCUGGGGUUUGUUUCAAAUUACGCGAGCCUUAUCAUUUUUAAAUAAUGAUGGUAACUUGCAACAUAACAAUGUUUCAUCUUGGUCUGUGUUUAUAAAUACUUCAGGUGAAUGGAAGCUAGGAGGGUUUGAAUAUAUAUGUGCUGUUGGUGUAGUACAUGACAAAAUACCAAUUAAAACUUGUAUAGACCUAGAUGUAUAUGAUCCACCAGAAAAAGCUGUAAAAUAUAAACAUUCAACAAAAAGUUCUUCUGAUAUGUGGGGAUUAGGUUGUCUGAUAUGGGAGGUUUAUAAUGGUCCUCUCAAAAAUAGAGUAAAUUUAAAAGAUGUGAACUGUAUUCCAAGAAGUUUAAGAUCGUUGUAUACUGAAUUAAUAAGCAACAAUCCAUCUGAUAGACCAAACCCUGCUGAUAUUAUAAUUAGAUGCCAAAAAACAGGUGGAUAUUUUAAGAAUGACCUAAUCGAUUCUUUACUAUUUUUGGAAGAAAUACAAAUAAAAGACAAAGCAGAUAAAAAUAAAUUUUUUUCAACUCUCACAACUCAAAUUGAUUUCUUUCCUGAAAAUGUUUGCAAGUAUAAAAUAUUACCCCAAUUGAUAACUGCUUUUGAGUAUGGUGAAGCUGGUUCCGCAGUUCUGGCACCAAUGUUUAAACUUGGUAAAUUGUUAGACGCAGAUAAUUAUCAAAAAUGUAUUGUACCAUGUGUUGUACGUUUGUUUGCUUCUACGGAUCGUGCAACAAGAUCUCGUCUAUUACAACAACUUGAUCUUUUUGUAGAACAUUUACUGCCAGCUACUGUUAAUGACCAGAUUUUUCCGCAAGUAGUGAAUGGUUUUCUUGAUACAAAUGCAACAAUAAGGGAGCAAACUGUAAAGGCAAUAGUUCACUUGGCUUCAAAAUUAAGUUAUAAUAAUCUUAAUGUAGAGGUAUUACGACAUUUUGCUCGUUUGCAAUCUCGCGAUGAUCAAAGUGGAAUCAGAACGAAUACUACAGUAUGUCUCGGUAAGAUAGCGGCACAUUUGAAUCCUCAAGUUCGACAGAAAGUUUUGAUAUCAGCAUUUGUUCGAGCUACCCGCGAUCCAUUUCCUCCAGCUAGAACAGCAGGAGUGUUAGCUCUUGCAGCAACCCAGCAAUACUAUCUACUAUCAGAUGUGGCUGGACGCAUAUUACCAGCACUAUGUCCCCUUACUGUAGAUCCAGAACUUUCAGUGCGAGAUCCAGCAUUUCGCACACUGAAAGGGUCUGGGAAAUUGGAACGAGUUUCACAAGAUCCCACUUUAAAAAAACUAUGGAAAUAUAAAAUAUUACCUGAUUGUUAA
Molecule: messenger RNA, 1733 nt
Organism: Ctenocephalides felis (cat flea)
Lineage: Eukaryota; Metazoa; Arthropoda; Insecta; Siphonaptera; Pulicidae
Product: N-terminal kinase-like protein
Biological process (GO): protein phosphorylation
Molecular function (GO): protein kinase activity; ATP binding
Source: RefSeq, a predicted model, not a curated record